This is a messenger RNA of Gordionus sp. m RMFG-2023, 1509 nucleotides long. RefSeq lists its product as uncharacterized. NCBI's taxonomy places the organism in Eukaryota, Metazoa, Nematomorpha, Gordioida, Chordodea, Parachordodidae. The record is from RefSeq and is a predicted model, not a curated record. Bases 28 to 1287 code for a protein of 419 amino acids. The transcript has 9 exons.
CAAUAUAUUCACUUCAAACAUAUAAAUAUGAAUGCCCUUCGAUUUUCAUGUAUAUUUUUGUCAUUUUGGGUUAAUUUACUAUUCGUGUGCAGCUCACCUGUAUUAAUAUGGAGCGAUAGAGAAUCUAAGACAUUACCCCAAAUAAGCUUUGAAAAGGAAGAUUUGAUUGUUCUCAUAACUAAAAAUAAUUUUUCUAGCUUAGAUCUUGUAUUAUGGUCCAAACAGAGUAGAUUAUUAGAAAAUCAACAUAAUGUUCAUCUUGCAUUUAUCCAAAAUUUGUGUCACUCUAAAUCAGUUUUUAUGAAACCUAAUCAAAUAUCAGAGAAUAUUUUAUUGUCUGGUAAAGAGGAUAUUCCAAUGAUAUUAGCUAAACUAAACAAGGGAGUUUUUUUCCAUAUAACUCUUGAAAACAAUGAAAACUGCUUUGAAUUAUUAGAUUUGCUUAUCAUGAAAAUGCUGGAUAAACUUCACAAUAGUCAUCAUUUUAAAUUAAUAUUAAUGAAUCAAAAUGAAGAACAUUGCACAGUCAACGAACAUACCAAGGAUCCUGUAAUUGAGGUAAAUAGAAUUGCUAGGGCAAUUAAAGAUGGAAAUAAAGGAAAUAGUACUAGCUCACCUAAUGGACUGUUUAUAAAUGGAACUUGUGUAUAUGUUUACAUCGAGAAUGCCUCGCUUCAUAUCAAUAAACAAAAAAUUCCAAGACUAGUCGAAUCCAUUCCAUUAACCAACGUUGGCUAUCAUUUGUUAAAAGUGCCUGAAUGCAAGGAUGAAAAGAUUCAAAAUUUGAAAAUAAACUUCACCAAUUUACCAUCAGGAUUACAAGAGCUAAAUUUGGGGCUGACUUUUAUUAGGAGCAGCCGAAAUUAUUGGAAGCUCAUUAACUCCACGACGAAUGUUAUAUUGAAAACACCUCUAAAUGAUAUUAAGGCCAACGAUGUAAAUUUAAGAAUGCACUGCGAAUUGGGAGCAUACGUUAACCAUUCUUUUGUUUGUGAUGAUAUGCCCUGGACCGAAAAAAAUAAACCUUCCGAUAGAAACUUUCUCUUAUUGCACUUUAAAAAAAUUCAGGUUCAAGCGUUUGGCAUUCAUAAUAGUUCAUUUAGUAAACGCGUGAAUGAUUGUACUGGUUUCUUUUCGCCUUCAUUAUGGAUGGGAUUGUUUAGUUCGGGUGUCAUGGUGUCAGUUUUGGCAUUUGGUUUAUCCGUUCUGCUCUCAACUAAAUCGAUGGAUAGAUUUGACAAUCCCAAAACUGCGAAUGCUUUGAAUUUAGGAAUAUCUCAUGAUUAAUCCCUUCUACCUUGUAAAUUGAAUAGCGAAUAUUAUUAUUUAUCUGCGCGAUACCUGCUUUUAUGAUUUUAAUAUUAUGUAAAAAAAAUUAAUUACAUUUCGAAAAAAUUUUGAUUGUGUCAAAGAUUAUAUUUAUAUUAAUUUCAUUCCAACACAAUUCUCGAUUUUUUUAUAUUAAAUAAAUAUAUUGUUAUUAUAUAGUUCUAAUUUUGACAUAAUAUA